CAUAAAAUGGUAGCACUAGAAGUGACGUGUGACACAUGGUGGUGAGUUUGCUAACAGCUGGUGUUAGUCGUAAUAUAUUUUUCUUACUGAGAAAGCGUAUAUAUAUUACUGAAGCUAAACGACUGUUGAUACCAUACUCUACCAUGGUUUCAGUUAACGUAGACAAGAAAAUUCACCCAGGAGUUGUGCUGUUGGCAAUUGAACACUUAAGAGAACUUAAAGAAGAUGUCACUGUAACAGAGGGAGAUGGAACUUAUGUUAAAAUCAACAAUGAAAAGAUUGAAGGUGAAGGUGCUGUCAGCAGAUAUUUAGCAAGAAGUUUUCCAUCUUCUGGACUCUAUGGCAAAACUUCCCUUGAAGCGUCACAGGUUGACAGCUGGCUUGAUUUCAGUAACCUAUACUUGAAAAACACCCAAGAAAUUGGUACUCCGUUGACUGAAUUGAAUAAAUGUCUAGCUCCAUCAACUCAUUUAGUUGGACAUGCCUUUACACUUGCUGAUUUCGCUGUAUGGACUGCACUUUAUAACAACCCAAGAUGGUCAAACCUUCUGGAUUCAGGAAAAGCUGAUAUUCAUGUUGGCAGGUGGUUUAAAUACUGCUGUAAUCAAAAGGCAUUUGGUGUCAUACAAUCUAAAUUUCCUGCUGCUGUGAGAAAAAACACAACUAAUAAUAAGCCUGAAACUAAAAAGGGAUUAAAAUCAACCAUGGAAGUUGGUGGGAAAUUUUUUGAUCUUCCUGGUGCUGAGAAGGGAAAAGUUGUAGUUCGAUUUCCACCUGAAGCCAGUGGGUACUUACACAUUGGACAUGCAAAAGCAGCUCUCAUGAACCAGUAUUACAAAGAAUUAUAUGAAGGCAAACUAAUUAUGCGAUUUGAUGACACUAACCCUGCUAAGGAGAAUGCACAUUAUGAAGAUAUUAUUCUUGAGGACAUCAAGCUUCUUCAUCUGACGCCUGAUCAAUAUACAAGAACUUCUGAUUAUUUUGAUUGUAUGUAUGAUUAUGCUGAGCAACUGAUAAAGCAGGGUGAUGCUUUUUGUGACAAUACACCACUGGAAGAGAUGAGGAAAAUGCGAGAAGAACGUCAGCCCUCACCGAAUCGUGACUUAUCUGUUGACGAAAACAUGAGAUUGUUCCAAGAAAUGAGAAAAGGAACAGCAAAUGGUUUGGAGUAUUGCUUGCGUGCUAAACUCGAUUACAAAUCUGAUAACGGAUGUUUACGAGAUCCAGUCUUGUACAGGUGUCGAGAUGAAGCACAUUUAAUUCAUGGCCAAAAAUACAUUGCGUACCCCACAUACGACUUUGCAUGUCCAAUUGUUGACAGUAUUGAAGGUGUCACACAUGCUUUGAGGACGUCAGAGUACCUUGACAGAGAUGCACAAUUCUAUUGGAUCCUUGAAAAAUUAGGUUUAAGGAAACCAUACAUCUACUCGUACAGUCGACUUGCUCUUAUCAACACUGUGUUGUCGAAACGAAAACUAACAUACUUAGUUAACGAAGGCUAUGUAGAUGGUUGGAACGAUCCAAGGUUUCCAACAGUGAGAGGAAUAUUGCGUCGAGGGAUGACUAUUGAAGGUCUCAAAGAGUUUAUUGUGGCUCAGGGGUCAUCAAAAUCCAACGUACAUAUGGAAUGGGACAAAAUCUGGUCGUUUAAUAAAAAAGUUAUCGAUCCAAUUGCUCCACGAUAUAACGCUCUCCUGAAGAAUCAAGUCAUUCCAGUAACAGUGAAUGGUGUGGUUGAUUCUUCUGAGGAAUAUCCAAAACAUCCAAAGGAUGCGACCAUUGGGCAGAAGCCUGUUUAUUACUCAAGUAAGAUUUUAAUAGAAGGAGAGGACGCAAAGCUGAUGAAGGAGGGAGAAUUAGUGACUUUCAUUAAUUGGGGAAACCUGCGUAUCACGAAAGUAAACAAAGCAGGUGAUAACGUUACAUCUCUUGAAGCUACUCCUGAACUUGAUAACAAGGAUUUUAAAAAGACUGUAAAAGUGACGUGGCUAGCCGAACAUGGUGCUGCACCUUUUGUUCCGACGAAGUGCGUCUUUUUCGAGAACAUUAUUGAUAAACCUGAUCUGACGAGGGAUGAUGACUUCAAACAAUAUAUCAACAAAAACACAAGGAGUGAACAAGAUAUGCUGGGAGACCCGUGUCUCACCACUUUGAAAAAAGGUGAUAUUAUUCAACUUCAAAGACGUGGAUAUUUCAUUUGCGACGAACCUUACCAAGAACCAAGUCGGCAUUCAGGAAAAGAAUCUCCAUGUAUUUUGUUUCACAUCCCUGACGGUACUUCAGCUGGUAUGAUGAAUCAAGGAAAAGACAAAACUAAAAGCAGCAGUAGUUCAAGCUCGAAAGACAAAGGAGGGACUAGCAAAAAACAAGCCAAGAAAGUUGCUGCUCCUCAAAAAACCCAAACAGCUCAACUCAGCACAUCAACUGAACAUACAUCCGAGCAGCAAGCUAUAUAUGAUAGUAUUGUGGUACAGGGUGAUAAAAUAAGAAACUUGAAAGCGCACGGUGCAAGUAAAGAAGAUAUCACAAAAGAAGUGACUGUUUUAAAGGAACUUAAAGCGAAGUACAAAACUGCCACUGGACUCGAAUAUUCGCCGCCGAAAACUUCAGCUACGACAACUUCUGCACCGACAAAAAGCAAACAAGCAAUGCCGCCAACAGCAGUGAACGUAACCCCUGAGAGUGAAGCUCUGGUGAAGAAAAUUGCAGAGCAAGGUGAGAAAAUCCGAACGAUGAAGGGAGCCAACGCUCCAAAGGAACAACUGCAACCGGAAAUUGAGCAAUUAUUAAAACUUAAAGGUGACUAUAAAACAUUAACCGGUACCGAUUAUCAGCCAGCAGGAGGAGCGCGAAACCAAAAACAGAAAAAGGAGAAAAAACCUAAGGAGAAUGCAGCGAAGCCUCCACCAAAGAAGAAAGAACAAGCUGCGGAGGUGUCACGUGAUGCUGCUGAUGCUGCCAAGAAACAAACGCGACUUUGUAUAGAAGCCAAAAAAGAGGAAGCUCUAAGUGACUGGUAUUCACAGGUUAUCACGAAAUCGGAAUUAAUCGAAUACUACGAUGUCAGUGGUUGUUAUAUAUUGCGCCCUUGGGCGUUUGGUAUAUGGGAAAGGAUUGUUGCUUUCUUCGACAAGAAAAUCAAAGACUUGGGCGUUGAAAACUGUUACUUUCCCAUGUUUGUGUCGCAAGCUGCGUUAGAAAAAGAGAAGGAUCAUAUUGAAGAUUUCGCCCCUGAGGUUGCUUGGGUCACUAAAUCAGGACAGAGUGAACUCGCUGAACCAAUCGCUAUUCGUCCAACUAGUGAAACCGUCAUGUAUCCUGCAUAUGCAAAAUGGAUUCAAUCUUACCGUGAUCUGCCAUUACGUUUGAAUCAGUGGUGCAAUGUCGUGCGAUGGGAGUUCAAACAUCCACAACCGUUUCUGCGUACUAGAGAGUUUCUUUGGCAGGAGGGACAUUCAGCAUUCGCUGGAAAAGAAGAAGCUUGUGAAGAGGUUUACACCAUUCUUGGAUUCUACGCGCAAAUAUACACCGAUCUACUCGCUAUCCCCGUUGUCAAGGGACGGAAAACGGAAAAAGAAAAAUUCGCUGGUGGAGACUUUACCACAACAUGUGAAGCUUACAUCCAGGCCAGUGGACGUGCCAUCCAGGGAGCUACAUCUCAUCAUCUGGGACAGAACUUCUCAAAAAUGUUUGGUAUUGAAAUCGAAGACCCAAGUAAGCCGGACACAAAGGAGAAAUUGUUUGUGUACCAAAACUCGUGGGGGUUAACAACAAGGACUAUUGGUGUUUUGGUUAUGGUGCAUGGUGAUAACAAAGGGUUGGUGUUACCACCAAGAGUGGCAAACGUUCAGGUUAUUAUAGUUCCAGUCGGUUUAAACGUUUCGUUAAGUGAUGAAAAACGAAAAGCGGUAAUGGAAGCAUGUGAAGAGUACACCAAAACGUUAAAGAAUUUCGACGUACGAGCAAAAUGCGAUUCUCGUGAAAACUAUUCACCGGGUUGGAAAUUCAAUCAUUGGGAAUUAAGGGGAGUUCCAGUUCGUAUUGAGCUCGGCCCACGAGAAGUUGAAAAUGGAGAAUUUGUGGCAGUGCGUCGGGACACUGGCGAGAAGAUCACGAUGAAGAAAGAUGGGCGUGUCCAUCAACUAACCACUCUCCUUGACACCAUACAGUCUGACAUGUACGCUAGUGCAACUAAGCAGUUGGAAGAAAAUCUUACAGUCACAACAUCGUGGCAAGAAUUCAACGAUAUGCUUGCACAAGGAAAAAUUAUCCAGGCUCCAUUCUGUGGCGAAAUAAAAUGUGAAGAAGCCAUCAAGAAAGAGAGUGCGAGAGAGGACCCAACUGAUGCCGGUGCUCCUUCCAUGGGUGCGAAGGGAUUGUGCAUUCCUUUCGAGCAGCCAGCGCAAAUCACCACUGAGAAAUGUGUCCAUCCAGGUUGCGACAAACCCGCCAAGUUUUACACCUUAUUUGGGCGUAGCUAUUAGAGAUAUUAUGUUUAGACAUAUUUCGAAAUAUUUUUUCAGGAUUCUAUUUUAAUGCCAUGACGUAGAUAUUGAAAAUUGUUCUGUUCCCUGUUUUCCGAGGUUAGCAUCUGCUUCUAAAUUCGUAUAUAGAUAACUAGAAAAAGAACGUAAUUUUUUCACAGAAUGUUAGUGGUCGCUAUUUAUUUUUUGUGAUAGAUAUUUUUACCUAUUUUCAACUGAUAAACAAUGAAUAGAAAAACACAUAAUUUUCA
Molecule: messenger RNA, 4735 nt
Organism: Hydractinia symbiolongicarpus
Lineage: Eukaryota; Metazoa; Cnidaria; Hydrozoa; Anthoathecata; Hydractiniidae
Product: bifunctional glutamate/proline--tRNA ligase-like
Exons: 27
Coding region: 36-4484 (1482 amino acids)
Biological process (GO): translation; prolyl-tRNA aminoacylation; glutamyl-tRNA aminoacylation
Cellular component (GO): cytoplasm; aminoacyl-tRNA synthetase multienzyme complex
Molecular function (GO): glutamate-tRNA ligase activity; proline-tRNA ligase activity; ATP binding
Source: RefSeq, a predicted model, not a curated record